AUGUCCACUUCUGCUGACUGGAAGAAUCAGGGGAACGCAGCGUUCAAAGAAAGCCGUUUCCAGGAUGCUGUAGACUGUUUUACCAAAGCCAUCGAACUCGAUCCGGAGGACCACGUGCUCUAUUCGAAUCGUUCUGGUGCGUGGGCGAGUUUGGAGAAGUACGAGGACGCGCUGGCAGACGCUGACGUCUGUACGACCCUCAAACCGGACUGGGCCAAGGGUUGGGCCCGCAAAGGCCUGGCGGAAUACAGACUGGGCAAGAUCAUGGAGGCGGCCAGGUCCUAUGCUGAGGGUAUCAAGGCAGACCCACAGAACGCCGCUUGCCAACAGGGAUUACAAUCGCUUAGACAGGGCCCGGGCAGUGAGGUUUUCGAAAACCAAAUGAAGAUGCGAGUAGCCAUGAAACUAGCCCAGGACCCUACCAUAGCCAAGUACAUGGAAGAAGACCCGGAGUAUAUCGACCGAAUCCUGGGUGUGGUCAAGGCUGCCGGACAAACUGGAAACCUGGAAAUGGCGCUUGCAGGUGCCGGAGACGUCCGCGUACAGGAAGGCAUCAAUGCUCUUUUCGGCGUAGACGCCGCUGCUAUUGCCGGCGCAACGGCGGCCUCUGCUGCCGGACAAGAGUCGUCGGCUAAACAAACAUCCGAUCCCGUGACCGAGCCGACGGCUGAGGGCCAUUCGCUUCAACCGGACACAGAAGAGUAUCGUGCAAUGGAGGAGAAGAGAAUGAGGGAGAGUGAAGCGUCUGCGCUCAAGGCGGAGGGCACGGCGGCUUACAAGAAACGUGACUUUGCCCAGGCUGAGGCGAAGUACCGGGAGGCCUUCGAAAAAACGCCUUAUGACCUAUUGUUAUUGAAUAACGUUGCGGCUGUGUACUUAGAACAAGACCGGUUUGAAGAUUGUCUGGCGGUAACACAGGAGGCAUUGGAGAAGCGUUAUGAGGCCAAGGCGGAUUACAGCGACGUGGCAAAGGUCUACAACCGUCGUGCUGCGUGUUUCUUAAAAAUGAAGAAGUUCGACGAAGCCAUUGACGCCUACAAACGUUCGUUGACAGAGGACAAUAACCGCACCAUUCGCGCGUCUUUGCGGGAAGCCGAACGUCUGCGUGAUAAGUGGGCUCAGGAACAAUACGUGAACCCGGAGCUAGCGGAACAACACAAGGAACAGGGCAACAAACUGUUUAAAGAGCUAAGGUACCCUGAAGCUAAAGCUGAAUAUGACGAAGCCAUCAAACGCAAUCCAGGCGAUGCUAAACUUUACUCUAACCGUGCUGCUGCCUUCAUGCAAUUACUCGAGUACCCUUCCGCUCUUAAGGACUGCGAGAAGGCUAUCGAACUUGACCCUGCCUUUGUCAAGGCGUAUUCUCGCAUUGGCAUGUGUCAUUACAAAAUGAAGGAAUUCCACAAGGCCAUGACAUCCUACCAAAAGGCACUCCAACUCGACCCCGAGCAUGAAGAAAGCAGACGCGGUCUCGACUCCGUUAUGCUCGCCAUCCAACAAAGAGCACGCUCCACCGACAUCGACCAAGAAGAACAAAUGAGAGCCAUGGCAGACCCAGAAAUCCAACAAAUCAUCGGCGACCCGCAAAUGCAACUCAUCCUUCAGAGCCUCCAAUCAGACCCUUCGCGCCUGAUCGAGUACAUGAAGGACCAAAGAAUAGCCGAGGCUAUAAACAAACUGAUUGCGGCCGGCAUUAUUCGCACGCGCUAA
Messenger RNA from Gregarina niphandrodes, 1710 nucleotides. RefSeq names its product putative stress-induced protein sti1. Gene Ontology annotation, molecular function: Hsp90 protein binding. The coding region runs from base 1 to 1710 and encodes 569 amino acids. The record is from RefSeq and is a predicted model, not a curated record. NCBI's taxonomy places the organism in Eukaryota, Apicomplexa, Conoidasida, Eugregarinorida, Gregarinidae. The transcript has 2 exons.